GAAGCAAAUCUACCCAAUAAUCCUUCCUUGACACCAUCAGUGGGGAGAAAUAGCAGAAGUGGAUUAAGAUAGGCUUUGUGUGACGGAUUGUUUUUGGUGAAGUUACUGGCUUUGCUUUCUCUUAUUCACCCUGGAUUAGAAAAUAUCUUCCCUCAUCUGGGACCUUUUCUGAACAGAAAGACAGCUAUUCCUCUUUCAUACCUUUUUCCUCAACACCCCCACCCAAGGAUAAAACAAAAUAACGGAAGUUAAAGUGAUUUGAUAAAUCUAUAUCAUAAAUUUAAAUUUCCCUGAGUCUUGUCCUUUUCUAAACCCUUAACGUGACAUGGAUACAUGAAGAUGGGGAAUGAUUCAACCGUGACCAAAUUCUUUCUGGUGGGACUUUCCAAAUACCCAGAGCUCCAGCUUUUUCUGUUCGUGCUCUGCCUCAUCAUGUAUGUGAUAAUUCUGCCGGGAAAUAGCCUCCUCAUUGUCAUCAGCACAUUUGAUUCUCGCCUCCACACCCCCAUGUACUUCUUCCUUGGGAACCUCUCAUUCUUGGACAUCUGCUACACAUCAUCAUCCAUUCCCCCGAUGCUUGUCAUAUUUAAGUCUGAGAGAAAAUCUAUCUCCUUCAUUGGCUGUGCUCUGCAGAUGGUUGUCUCCCUUGGGUUGGGCUCCACUGAGUGUAUCCUCCUGGCUGUGAUGGCCUAUGAUAGGUGUGUGGCCAUCUGCAACCCACUGAGGUACCCCAUCAUCAUGAACAGGGUGCUUUAUGUGCACAUGGCUGCUUGGUCCUGGAUCAUAGGCUGCCUAAACUCCUUAGUGCAAACAGUCCUGACAAUGGUAUUGCCUUUCUGUGGGAAUAAUGUCAUUGAUCAUAUUACCUGUGAGAUCCUGGCUCUUCUUAAACUCAUAUGUUCAGAUAUCACCAUCAAUGUGCUUAUCAUGACAGUGGCAAAUAUUGUUUUACUGGUGAUUCCUCUGCUAUUAAUUUUCAUUUCCUAUGUUUUUAUCCUCUCUUCCAUCCUGAGAAUUAAUUCUGCUGAAGGGAGAAAGAAAGCUUUUUCUACCUGUUCUGCCCACCUGACUGUGGUUAUCCUGUUCUAUGGUUCAGCCCUUUUUAUGUACAUGAAGCCCAAGUCAAAGGACACAAAAGCAUCUGAUGAAAUCAUUGGACUGUCUUAUGGAGUGGUAACCCCGAUGUUGAAUCCCAUCAUC
Molecule: messenger RNA, 1200 nt
Organism: Acinonyx jubatus (cheetah)
Lineage: Eukaryota; Metazoa; Chordata; Mammalia; Carnivora; Felidae
Product: olfactory receptor 13D1
Exons: 1
Biological process (GO): G protein-coupled receptor signaling pathway
Cellular component (GO): membrane
Molecular function (GO): olfactory receptor activity; G protein-coupled receptor activity
Source: RefSeq, a predicted model, not a curated record